AUGCUAAGACGCUGCAGGCUGCUGCUGUGGCACUUGGUUCUUAGGUUAUCAUAUCAUGUGGUUACAGCUGGUCCGUGUCAAGGUGGGUCGGACAUCUUGGCAUCGGUCAGAGAGAACAGUCCGCUCGGUCAGUUCAUAGCCAACAUCAGCAUCAUCGGAGAACAACGAGCGAACACUAUCAGACUUUGUCUGAGUGGAGACAGCGCAGACUGGUUCUACUUAGAGGGUCGAGCCAUCCGACUCAACACUUCCCUCUCCAGAGUCCUGGACAGGGAGGAUCAGGGAUCGGUGCUGGUAGCAGAGCUCACCUGUUACGAAGAGGAUGUCAUGCAGAGUCAGUUCAGGAUCCUGGUGGAGAUCGUGAAUGAAAACGACAACAGACCAAACUUCCUGCAGGAGACGAUUGGUCCGUUCAGCAUCAGUGAGCUGACGGCUGUGAACUCUGUGAUCUUCACUGUAAAAGCUGUUGAUGCAGACGGAGACAUGAUCAGUUACAUCAUUGAUCAAUCAUCGCCGGACGCCGCCUUCUUCAGGAUCGAUCUACCAAACAGCGGCAGCAUUGUGUUGGACAAACAUCUGGACUUUGAGACCAGACAUCACCUGGAAUUCUUCAUCUGGGCCCAGGAAUCAAACACAGAGGAUAAAUUCAACUCUUCUGCUCGUUUAUCCGUGAACAUCGAGGACGGAGACGAUCAAUAUCCUCACUUCCUGCCGUGUUCACCUGUCGCUCCAGGUGUUCCUGUCUGCAUUAACCCCGCCUACACCACCAACAUCACACACAGGACACAGGAUGUUGUUCUGGAGUUCUCUCCUGGUCCAAUCAGAGCAGUGGACGGAGACAGGGGAAUCAACAUGUCUCUGAUCUACAGCAUCAUAUCAGGUGACGACCACGGCAGGUUUGAGAUCAACCACACGACAGGUGAGCUCAGGUUAACUCGAGCUGUGGACGACCAACGACUGACACCAAACUUCACACUCAAGGUCAUGGUGUGUCAGGUGGACGACAGGCUGAAAUACAGCGUGGCUUUCGUCGUGGUCAGAGUUUUGAAUGAAAACAAGUUCCCUCCGGUUUUUAACAGAACCACUUUUAAAGGUUUCAUCAUCCAGAGCUCUAGCCCCACCUCCAUCGUCUCAACCUAUGGGAACCAGGUGUUACAGGUCCAGGUGUCCGACCGAGACUUCUCUAAUGGACUGAAUCCAAACAUCCGCUACUCCCUUCAUCCUCUGUCUGGCCUGUACCAUGUCACUCAGAUGGGGAUCCUGAUCGCCAGGACGGACCAACUGCACAACUUCGACCGCCACAUCCUACAGGUCGUAGCCAGAGAUGAAGAAUCAGGAGAAGAAGUUUCAGCGUCAGUUGAUAUUGAAGUUCUGCAGAGAGGACAAGCAGUUCCUCAUGGUGCGUUCACUGAACAGCAGAUGUUUGGAGAUGUGGACACUCGACUGGCAGGAGGAAUCGCAGUUUUGAUCGCACUGAUGUUUUUAUCAGCUCUUCUGUUUUUGCUGCUUCGAUCAGUGAAGAGACGACGUCUGCAUAGCGACCCUGAAGUGCACACGGCCGUCGCUCUGGAAACACAUCCAAACGUGACGACUCUUCAUCUUUCAGUCGUCAUGGUGACUCGUUGUCAGAGAGUUUUCGUGGGAUUUACACUCGCAGAGAUCUUCAACACCUGUCCUCAUCAUCAUCAUUUCACACUCACCUGUGUCCUGUUGUCGAGGGAGCAGCAGCUCAACCAUCCACAGCUGACCAAUCAGAAGAGACUUCACUGGAACAACAGCCAAUCAGGGACCAGGAACAAUUCACUCACUAAUGUGUAA
Messenger RNA from Limanda limanda (common dab), 1818 nucleotides. It is a transcript of the gene cdhr5-rs, whose product is annotated as cadherin-related family member 5, related sequence. Gene Ontology annotation, biological process: homophilic cell-cell adhesion; cell morphogenesis; calcium-dependent cell-cell adhesion. The coding region runs from base 1 to 1818 and encodes 605 amino acids. Gene Ontology annotation, molecular function: calcium ion binding; cadherin binding. The transcript has 14 exons. Lineage: Eukaryota; Metazoa; Chordata; Actinopteri; Pleuronectiformes; Pleuronectidae. Gene Ontology annotation, cellular component: membrane; adherens junction; catenin complex. The record is from RefSeq and is a predicted model, not a curated record.